Molecule: messenger RNA, 1431 nt
Organism: Diaporthe citri
Lineage: Eukaryota; Fungi; Ascomycota; Sordariomycetes; Diaporthales; Diaporthaceae
Exons: 5
Coding region: 1-1431 (476 amino acids)
Biological process (GO): triglyceride biosynthetic process
Cellular component (GO): endoplasmic reticulum membrane
Molecular function (GO): diacylglycerol O-acyltransferase activity
Source: RefSeq, a predicted model, not a curated record
AUGGAUGCAGCAAUGUCAAGUGGCGUAGAAGCCACCGCCAGAAUCGUCCAUCGCGCCACCCCCAAUCCUCCAACGUCUGCAGGGAGCCACACGGACGCCGACACCGAGGGCAGCUCCAACGACACAAGGGAGGACACCGAGAAUCUCAAGAAGGCACUUCUCAGGAAGUAUCGCCAUACGGUAGCCGUGCAUUCUCAGGUUAGGCCUUCAACCCUGAGCCAUGAUGCCCCUCAGACGCCGAGCUUUAUCGGGUUCAGAAACCUCGGGCUUAUCGUGCUCAUCGCGGGAAACCUUCGAUUGUUGAUCGAGAACAUACAGAAGUAUGGUGUACUCAUCUGCAUAAGGUGCCAUGACUUCCGCAGACAAGAUGUCAAAGUCGGCCUGGUGCUCUACACCCUGGUGCCGUGCUGCCUGAUGCUCGCGUACCUGAUCGAGCUCUUCGCCGCGUACGAGGCGCGCACCUCCCGUCUGAAAACAUUUAACAGCAAGAAGAACGGGAGCUCGUCGCCCACCCUGGAGGAGCAGGCGCGCUUCCGGAGCACCUGGUACUUAAUCAUGGGCCUGCACUUCGCCAACAUCUCCACCGCGCUCGUCAUCACCUCGCUGGUGGUCUACUAUUACGUGAACCACCCGCUCAUCGGCACCAUCGUGGAGAUGCACGCCAUCAUCGUCUGGCUCAAGACGGCCUCCUACGCGCUGACGAAUAGGGACUUCAGGCACGCGUACCUGCACCCCCAGACCGGCGAGCGCGAGGCCAUCCCCGAGCUAUACGAGUCUUGCAAGUACCCGGAGAACAUCACGUUUGGUAAUCUGUGUUACUUCUGGUGGGCUCCGACGCUCGUGUACCAGCCCGUCUAUCCUCGCAACGACAAGAUCAGGUGGCUCUUCGUGCUCAAGCGCUCGGCAGAGGUGCUGGGCCUGUGUGUGGCGAUGUGGAUACUUAGUGCGCAGUACGCGGCGCCCACACUUCAGAAUUCGUUGACGACGUUGAGGAACAGGGACGUGGCUGGGGCGGCGGAGAGGUUACUGAAACUGUCGACAAUCUCCCUCGUGAUAUGGCUGGCGGGGUUUUUUGCCUUGUUUCAGUCCUUCCUCAACGCGCUGGCGGAAGUCAUGAGAUUCGGGGACCGAUCCUUUUAUGACGAUUUUGUCUUUACGAUAUCGGCGUUCCUGCACGAGUUGGCCGUCGGGAUCCCCACGCAUAGAAUCAUCGGUGUUGCCUUCGCGGGGAUGCUGUUGCAGCUUCCUCUCGUUGCCAUUACCAAAUCCUUCGAGAAGUCGGAGAACCCGACAAAGAGGAUGAUAGGAAACUGCAUCUUUUGGGUCACUUUCUCGAUAUUUGGGCAGCCCGCCGCCGCACUUCUCUAUUUCUAUGCUUGGCAAAUCAAGUACGGGAGCAUUAGCGAUAAGUGGAGAUACGGCAGGACGUAG